AUGAUGAUUAUCUCUAGUAUGCUUCUUGUCUUUGUCACAGUCUUGUUCAUGUUGUUACUGAUAAGACAGUUUAGAAAAUGUGGUUCUUCACCAGAUCAUCAUCAUCAGAAGCUUCCUCCCGGCCCGGCGAGGCUGCCUAUUAUCGGCCACCUUCACUUGAUCAACGAUUUGCCUCACCGGACGUUUCAGAAGCUCUCAGCUCAACAUGGAUCUCUCAUGUACUUGCAGUUAGGUUGUAUACCUACUUUGGUAGUGUCAUCCUCGGACAUGGCCAGAGACAUUUUUAAGAAUCAUGAUCUUGUUUUCUCGGGUAGGCCUGUGUUAUAUGCUGCUAAACGCCUCACUUAUAACUGUUCAACCUUGAGUUUUGCUCCUUAUGGUGAUUACUGGAGGCAGAUGAGGAAGAUUGUAAUGUUGGAGCUUUUGAGUUCCCGGAGGGUUCGAGGUUUUCAAGCCAUACGGUCUCGAGAGCUUAAGGUUUUUCUUGAUUCUAUAGCUGUCACUUCAGCUAAUUCAAGCUCUGUGAACUUAAGUGAAAUGACACUUUUGUUGAGCAACAAAAUUGUGUCUAAGAUUGCUUUUGGUAAGAAAAUGCACGAGGAUGAUGAUAAAAACAUAGGCAAGUUCCAUGAAAUGCUUAGAGAAACACAGGAACUGUUGGGAGGAUUUUGUGUUGCAGAUUUCUUUCCUUGGUUGGGAUGGAUCAACAAGUUCAAUGGCCUUGAUCGAAGGAUACAGAAGAACUUGAGGGAAUUAGAUGACUUCUUUAACACAGUGAUUAAUGAGCAUAGAGAUUCAUCAAGUUAUAAUAAUAAGCAUGAAGAACAGGAGGAGGAUGAAGAUCUUGUUGAUGUGCUUGUUCGACUUCAGAAGGAUUUGAAUCAGCCAAUUUCCAUCACCGACGGCCAAAUAAAGGGCGUGCUAAUGGACAUCUUUGUGGCAGGCACAGACACAUCUUCAGCUACACUGGUAUGGAUAAUGGCUGAACUAAUUAGGAACCCAGAUUCAAUGAAGAAAGCACAAGAGGAAGUGAGAAAAGUUGCUAAAAGAAAACAAAUGGUAGAAGAGGAAGAUCUUGGAAGUCUCAAGUACCUCAAAUCAGUAGUAAAAGAGACAUUGAGGCUACAUCCACCAGCACCAUUACUAGUACCAAGAGAAACCAGAGACGUUUGUAGGAUCAAAGGGUUUGAGAUUCCAGCGAAAACUCGAGUUUUUGUGAAUGCAAAAUCUAUAGGGACAGAAGCAAAAGAAUGGCAGAAUCCAGAAGAAUUUAAACCAGAGAGGUUUCCAAAAAGUUCGGUGGAUUGUGGCUACGGGGGACAAUUUGAGAUGCUUCCAUUUGGGGCUGGAAGAAGAGGGUGUCCAGGAAUCAAUUUUGCUAUGCCCAUGGUGGAACUUGCACUCGCAAAUCUUUUGCACCUAUUUGAUUGGAAACUUCCAAGUGGGAUGAAAAGUGAAGAACUUGACAUGGAAGAAGCAUUUGGCAUUACAAUGCACAAGAAAUCUCAUCUUUGCGUAAUACCUUGUCCUCCAUAUUAA
Molecule: messenger RNA, 1539 nt
Organism: Neltuma alba
Lineage: Eukaryota; Viridiplantae; Streptophyta; Magnoliopsida; Fabales; Fabaceae
Product: cytochrome P450 71A9-like
Exons: 2
Coding region: 1-1539 (512 amino acids)
Molecular function (GO): monooxygenase activity; heme binding; oxidoreductase activity, acting on paired donors, with incorporation or reduction of molecular oxygen
Source: RefSeq, a predicted model, not a curated record